Messenger RNA from Aspergillus calidoustus, 3159 nucleotides. NCBI's taxonomy places the organism in Eukaryota, Fungi, Ascomycota, Eurotiomycetes, Eurotiales, Aspergillaceae. The record is from the annotation of a GenBank genome assembly.
AUGGAUCCAGUUACGGCAUUUGGCCUUCUAGUCAACGUCGCGACCUUCAUUGACCUGGGUGUAAAGGCUAUCGGCAUCUACAGAGAUGGCGUGGGUCCGAACCAUACGCGUCUCGUCGAGUCGGCAGACGAGAUGGAAGGGCUCUGUCAGCAGCUCCAAUCCACCAAGAUAAUGAGCCAGGCCACAGCUUCCGGGUCGAUAGAGGCAGAUUUACAGGACUGUGCCAAGCGCUGCAUCGAGAAGGCGACGGCGCUUCGGAAACGACUAGAUCUGCCGACCAAGUUGGCUUCCAAGCGGCAGCGCGCUUUGGAGAGCGUGAGGGUACAGUUCUCGAGAAAGAUCCCGCAGCUCGAGCGGGACUUGCAGGGCCUGCGUGUGGAGCUCGAUACGAAAUUGCUCGUUAGCAUUCGGUAUGUAGCUUGCGAUGUCCGAAACUCGUGGUCGCUAAAGAGAAGCGAUGGAUGUAGGGAGACAAUUAACGUCAACGAAUUAAAGCAAACAGAUCACUUUAAGUCGCUUGACGCGUCGAUUCAGAACGCCCUUGUACGUUUUUGCGACAGCCAGAGCACGGCGUUGGAUCUGGUCUUGGAUCGGAGCACCAGGAAGAUUUUCGACCGUAUCAACGAGGUCCAGAAGAUAUAUAUAGAGAAUGGGGCCAGAAAAGAUCUCGAACGCCGCAAAAGCAAGAUUCUGGAGAGCCUGAUCCACGGAAACCCAUUCACCCGCGAGAACCACAUCUUGGGUAAGCACGAUGGAACCUUCGAAUGGAUCUUUGACGAGGGUCCGGAAACCGGUAGCACCUUCCUCAGCUGGCUUCGGUCUCCGGCCGAUGGCGGCAUUUUCUGGAUCCAGGGGAAGCCCGGCUCAGGGAAGAGUACACUGAUGAAGUUCCUUUGCACCUCCACCGACCGCAUCGAGCAAUGCCUUCACAAGUUCGCAACAGCGAAGACGCCUGUCUUUCUCGUUUUACUUUUGGCUCGCAGACGGGGCAAAGCUGCAAAAUACAGAGAGAGGCUUUCUUUAUUGCGGCAGAAGAAGACACAGGGAAACUGGGACGUGGUCGAGCUGAGGUCGCUGGUUGUUUUGGCGGCUGACACCUUGCUUAUUGACCACACUGUUUACGUUUUUGUCGAUGGACUGGACGAGUGCCAGGCGGAAGAUCUGCUCAAAGUGCUCAAUAUGAUCAAGCAGUUCUCCAAUCGCGGAGUUAAGAUCUGCGUUUCUUCGCGGCCAGAGUCGCGCAUCGUCAACAGACUUGAACCAGAUGCAGCAGAUAUCAUCAAAGUCGAUUUUUACACAAGAAACGACAUUGCGAACUUUGUCGACGACGAGUUUGACGGCGUUAAUCUCAGUGUUGUAGCACUAUCCCAGGAAGACUUGAAGGAUUUGGCAGACAGAAUUAUUGAGAACGCUGAUGGAGUGUUCCUUUGGGCCACCCUUGUGGCCAAGGAUGUGUGCAAGGGCAUCGAAAAUGGAGACGACGUUGAUCAGCUCUACCGCAGAGUCAAUCAAACGCCGGGUGAUCUUGAUGCAUUGUACAAAAACAUGCUAAGCAGGCUCGGACCCGACGAAAACCUCUACAUUGCCGAAGCUACUUGUUAUUUCAGCCUGGUUUCGCAAUAUGAGUCCAAAUACUUGCAAGGUGAUAUGCCACUGGUAUAUUGUUUAUCUGCUUACCAAAAAUUUCGAGAGAGUGGACAAGGCAAUAAAGAACCCAAACUGGAUCUAUUAUUACCGCGUGUCGAAAGCAGAAUCUGUGUGGUAUGUGCAGGAAUGCUGGUUUGUGGACAACGCUUGGAAGAUUACGUUGCAUCUGAUCCCACCCUGCGCGACAGGACGGUACGCUUUAUCCAUCGAACAGCUCGCGAUUUCUUUCUGGACUGCGAUAACCAAGUUAUGCGCUCCGGCUCCUUGAGUCUAUAUGAAUACUUCCACACAGUGGCUUCUGGGGUUUCAAUGGCUUGUGGCACUCAUGGAAUACCUCCCAGAGUGGCGAAUGACUAUUGCGUCUUCGUUAUUAGAGAUCUCGCCUGGUCAAGACUGAAACCGGCGGAUAAGGUCAAAUUGCUCCUAUCUCUCAAUGCAUCCAUGCAGGAGAUAUCUCGAACAAAACACUGGUUAUACCGGCAGUUGUUGGACGGCAGAGUUGCGAUGGAUACCCUGGAUCUCGUAUCGACGGCCCUUUCGAGUAACUUCGACCUUCUUGACCAUUUUCGCGAAAGCGGCGCUUCCCUCAGCCUAAGAUACAAAUCAUAUCUUCUGUCUCUCGCCUGCAACAGCGCUUACUGUAACUACUAUGACUUUCCCCAUACCUACCAGGAUCUUCUCUCGAGCGGAGGGGAUCCGAACCAAACGAUGUUUACCUCAUCUUCCUUUCCUUUCAGAGCCAAAACCUCACCGUGGAUUCAGUACCUAGCUUCUCGUACCUAUCCUGAUAUUCGCCCAGGGUCUCCUGAUAUUCGCUCAGACGUAGUCCAAAUGUUUAUUGAGGGUGGGGCAAACCUCAAGGAGAUUUCUCUAUGGCAUACAUCUCUCCCAUCAGUUCACGGCUACAUGCAUCUUGAAUUCGGUAUUCAGUCCGGGUUCCCCCCCGGUGGCAUCGACAUAGUACUUCUUGCGAAUACUCGUUAUGUCGCGGAGGGUUUGCUGGGACGUUCGCUUCAAACAAUGUUUGCUUCAGAACUCCCCGCCGCCUACUGCAAAAUUCUUGGCUUCAUCUCGGAGGCCCCAAUAACCACGCCGACAGAUUUGUCUGCUACAGAUCAGGCCUCGCGGGAAGAGGACAUGAUAGAUUCAGUGGAGUUGAGCAGGCUUCAACACCACAAGCAUUUAUACCUUUUCAGUGAAGACCUACUAUCUGCCAAAGAUAGGACCAUAUCGACGGAUGCAUCAGAAGUCGGUGCGCCCGAGACCUCUCUUCAUGGUCUGCUCCGCGAUAUUCAACAUUCCUUCCCACAAACACCGGUCGACGGCCUAGACUCGAUACUUGACGUGAUUACCGAGUACCGAAAGCACACAAGCUCGGUGCCUUUUUUGACUUGGGCGCUGGAAAAUGGAUAUUUUAUCAAGGACACCGACCCGGCCGCGCUGUUUCCGGACUAUGAGAAGUUCCGCGGUGAAGAUGGAUUUAUUGACCUUGAUGCUCUGUUUGCUGAUUAA